CCAACGACAUUAGAAGGGUCUGGGAUUCCUUUAAAAGGAGCAACCAAACAUCUGGCAAAUAUAGUAAAGGGAUAUUCUGGUAGGACGUAUGCCUACCAUUAGUUCUGAAUACUGGUGAGGUUUUGAGGGCAAAAUGGCUGUGAUGAUUGGAAUCGCUUUCAGAGUUUCUUGGCUUUGUUGCCUGCUAAUUGGAGGGAUAACGUGUUCUACAUCAGAAGGUGACUGGUCUCCUUCACUGGAUUCUAAAGCAGCAUGGCUCUAUGCAGGAUCACUUCAGUCUCUAGGGUAUGGCAAUUAUAAGUCUCCAAAAUCUCAACUGCAAGCGCAACAGAAACAUCCGUCCGCCAUCCUGCGGAAGGAACUGGCCCCCAUGUCCCAGCAACCUCAGCAAGUGUGGCAUCAAGCUCACAUGCUGACGCAUAAGCAACCGACUGCCGUGCCCCAGCAAGUGUGGCAUCAAGCUCACAUGCUGACGCAUAAGCAACCGACCGCCGUGCCCCAGCAAGUGUGGCAUCAAGCUCACAUGCUGACGCAUAAGCAACCGACCGCCGUGCCCCAGCAAGUGUGGCAUCAAGCUCACAUGCUGACGCAUAAGCAACCGACCGCCGUGCCCCAGCAAGUGUGGCAUCCAGCUCAAAUGCCCCUGCAGCAGAAGGAACCGACCACUGAGCCCCAGCAAGUUUGGCAUCCCGCUCUAAUGCCCCUGCCAACAACCACUGUGCCCCAGCAAGUGUGGCAUCCUAGUCAAAUGCUGCAAAAGAAACCGACCGCCGUGCCCCAGCAAGUGUGGCAUCCUGCUCAAAUGCACCAGAAGCAACCGACUGCCAUGCCCCAGCAAGUGUGGAAUCAAUUUCACACACUGCAGAAGCAACCGACCGCCGUGCCCCAGCAAGUGUGGCAUCCUACUCAAAUGCCCCUGCAGCAGAAGCAACCAACCGCCGUGCCCCAGCAAGUGUGGCCUCCUACUCAAAUGCCCCUGCAACAGAAGCAACCGACUGCAAUGCCUCAGCAAGUGUGGAAUCCAUUUCACACACUGCAGAAGCAACCGACCGCCGUGCCUCAGCAAGUGUGGAAUCCAUUUCACACACUGCAGAAGCAACCGACCGCCGUGCCUCAGCAAGUGUGGAAUCCAUUUCACACACUGCAGAAUGCCCCACAGAAGCAACCGACCGCCGUGCCCCAGCAAGUGUGGAAUCCAUUUCACACACUGCAGAAGCAACCGACCGCCGUGCCUCAGCAAGUGUGGCAUCCUGCUCAAAUGCCCUGCAGCAGAAGCAACCAACCGCCGUGCCCCAGCAAGUGUGGCCAUUUGCACAAACCCCUGCAGCAGAAGCAACCGACCGCCGUGCCCCAGCAAGUGUGGCAUCCUGCUCAAAUGCCCCUGCAGCAGAAGCAACCGACCGCCGUGCCCCAGCAAGUGAGGCAUCCUGCUCAAAUGCCCCUGCAGCAGAAGCAACCGACCGCCGUGCCCCAGCAAAAGUGGAAUCCAUUUCACACACUGCAGAAGCAACCGACCGCCGUGCCCCAGCAAGUGUGGCAUCCUACUCUAAUGCCCCUGCAGCAGAAGCAACCGACCGCCGUGCCCCAGCAAGUGUGGCAUCCUGCUCAAAUGCCCCUGCAGCAGAAGCAACCGACCGCCGUGCCCCAGCAAGUGUGGCAUCCUGCUCAAAUGUCCCUGCAGCAGAAGCAACCGACCGCCGUGCCCCAGCAAGUGUGGCAUCCUGCUCAAAUGCCCCUGCAUCAGAAGCAACCGACCGCCGUGCCCCAGCGAGUGUGGCAUCCUGCUCUUAUGCCCCUGCAGCAGAAGCAAACGACCGCCGUGCCCCAGCUGGGGUGGCAUCCUGCUCAGUUUCCCCAGCAGAAGCAACUAGCCACUAUGCCUCUACUGCAGAAGGAACCAACCACCAUAACCCAGCAACCUCAGCAGGUGUGGCAUCCAGCUCAAAUGUCCAAGAAUCGAACAUCCACUGAACUUCAGCAGCAGAAGCAACCAUCCACCACGCCCCAGCAAGCGUGGCAUCCGUCUCAAUUUCCCCAACAGCAGAAGGAACUGGCCGUCGAGCCCCAGCAGCAGAAGGAACUGGCCGUCGAGCCCCAGCAGCAGAAGGAACUGGCCGUCGAGCCCCAGCAGCAGAAGGAACUGGCCGUCGAGCCCCAGCAGCAGAAGGAACUGGCCGUCGAGCCCCAGCAGCAGAAGGAACUGGCCGUCGAGCCCCAGCAGCAGGAACUGGCCGUCGAGCCCCAGCAAGUGAGGUAUCCAGCGCAAAUGGCCCAGCAGCAACCCAACGCCAUUCCUCAGCAAUUUUGGCAUGUAGGCCAAAUUUCCCAGCAGCAACUCGCCCCAAAUUCUCAGCAGAAGCACUACGAAAGCACUGAAGAUGGUGCCUCUGGUAGUUCUCAGGCCAGCAUUGUUGAACAGUCGGGUGUCAUCCCAAUCUCUUCCUACAGUUUCAAAUCGCACUACAAGAAUGGCAGAACUGGAGUCUCCCAAAUAAGAUGCGCUCCUAGGGAAGCAAUGCCUGUUGACAGUGGAAAUGCUCCCAAGGACGGUUAUGUUAGCAUUGGUGCACCAAACAUAUAUCCAACACGAGUGAAGGAUUCUGCAAGGGAAAUAUAAUGGAUUCAUCCUCUAGAAGCUCUAAUGACCAGGAAGUUGCAGGUGUUCUUGCUACUCUAGUGUGAUGGAAUCAAUAAACAAUUUGACUUUAAAAAA
Molecule: messenger RNA, 2713 nt
Organism: Oncorhynchus keta (chum salmon)
Lineage: Eukaryota; Metazoa; Chordata; Actinopteri; Salmoniformes; Salmonidae
Product: involucrin-like
Exons: 6
Coding region: 134-2617 (827 amino acids)
Source: RefSeq, a predicted model, not a curated record